Messenger RNA from Ricinus communis (castor bean), 1634 nucleotides. RefSeq names its product nuclear transcription factor Y subunit A-3. Gene Ontology annotation, molecular function: RNA polymerase II cis-regulatory region sequence-specific DNA binding; DNA-binding transcription factor activity, RNA polymerase II-specific. The record is from RefSeq and is a predicted model, not a curated record. Gene Ontology annotation, biological process: regulation of transcription by RNA polymerase II. The coding region runs from base 499 to 1353 and encodes 284 amino acids. NCBI's taxonomy places the organism in Eukaryota, Viridiplantae, Streptophyta, Magnoliopsida, Malpighiales, Euphorbiaceae. Gene Ontology annotation, cellular component: CCAAT-binding factor complex. The transcript is spliced from 8 exons.
CAAAAUUACCAUGGUUUUUAAUAUUAUAAUUGGAGUAGAAGGACAGAGGUGGUGGUGAUGGUGGUGAAUGGUGAUGGUUAUGGGUGGUGAAUGGUGAUGGUCAAAUAGAAAGAAAUUGAUUUUGGGAGAUGGGUGCUAGCUAAAAAGUUCGAGUCUUUUUGUGUUGCUCCAAAGGACAAUAACCGAAAGAAAUUAGAUACUUGCAUAGAGAAGGAAAUAAAGUAAGGAGUGAGCUUCUUUCUUUUUCUCUGUGUGUGUGUGAGAUUGAACGCAGUCUAACAUCAAUUCUCACUUCCUGUUUCUCUGUACAAAUCUCAAAAGCAUUUUAAGCAAAAGAUGAGACGGUGAAGAAGUUGAAAAUGGUGGGUUUUUGGUUUUGGGUGUUCGAUAAAGGAAGCUAGAUUCAAUCUUAAGGUCAUCUUUGAAGAUCUAUUGCUAGGUAAUUCCACUGAAUCAACAGUCCAUCAGUCAUCUUUAUCCGAAAGUUUAGGCUUGACAAUGGGGGUUCCGCACCAGCAGUUCCAUGGCUCCAAGAAGUUGACUUUUCAAUUUCAAGACCAGGAUUCUUCUUCAACUCAGUCAACUGGUCAAUCUUACCCAGAAGUAGCUAGCAUGGGAGAAGGAUUUAAUGAAAGUCAUGAGAAGGCUGAGGGAGGCCACGUUAAAUUAGUGUCACUAAUGGGAACUCAAGAUUUUAUCUUCCCUUCUCAAUUUGACUGUAGCCAAUCAGUUGCACGCGUUCCACUCCAUUUUACUGAACCAUACUUUGGUGGCUUACUAGCUGCUUAUGGGCCCCAAUCAAUGAUUCAUCACCCUCAGAUGUUUGGAAUGACUUCUGCUCGAGUGCCACUUCCUCCUGUAUUUACAGAAGAUGAACCCAUUUUUGUCAAUGCAAAACAGUAUGCUGCAAUCCUUAGGAGGAGAAGGUACCGUGCUAAGCUUGAGGCUCAAAAUAAGCUCAUUAAAGCUCGUAAGCCAUAUCUUCACGAGUCUCGGCAUCUUCACGCACUGAGGAGGGCUAGGGGUUCUGGAGGGCGGUUUCUUAAUGCGAAAAAGCUUGAGGAUUCUAAUCCUACUCCUGCAAGCCAUGGACUGGACGGCGCAGGCACACAAUUUCAUUUGGCUGGAAAUAUAUCAGAAUCUGAAGUCCAUCAUCCAGAAAAUCAUAGAGACGGCGCUUCCACCACAUCUUGCUCAGAUGUCACAAGUGCAUCGAACAGUGAUGACAUCUUCCAGCAGCAGACAGAAUUCAAAUUCUCAGGCUACCCUUCUCACUUUGUUGGGACCAUGCGAGGACGCUCAGUUGGUAUGCAUGGGGGUGGAAGCCAGCAUCAUGUCUCAGUCCUUCUGUGAGAGAAGAGACACACAACCCAUUUUAGCAGUAUGUGUUUGGCACCAGUCCGAAGGCACAGCUGCUAGUGUUCCCUUGGGAAGUCAUCCUUGGCUCAGUUAAUUCCUGCAACCGAAUUUUUAUUUGUUCCAUUGCUUGCAAUCUUAGAGAUUCUUAAGAACAAUCAGACUCAGUUGUGUUUUUAAGUUUGCUAUUUUCAUGGGUGAGGAUAAAUGUGAAUUGAUGUCAAAUUUAACAUAAUUUUCCUGUUUUGUUCUAGGACAACAUAUCUGCUUUUUGUUCA